Coregonus clupeaformis (lake whitefish) is the source of this 646-nucleotide messenger RNA. Its product is annotated as carboxypeptidase A1-like. Gene Ontology annotation, biological process: proteolysis. Bases 1 to 624 code for a protein of 207 amino acids. Gene Ontology annotation, molecular function: metallocarboxypeptidase activity; zinc ion binding. The record is from RefSeq and is a predicted model, not a curated record. Lineage: Eukaryota; Metazoa; Chordata; Actinopteri; Salmoniformes; Salmonidae. The transcript is spliced from 5 exons.
AUGGAUAUCUUCCUGGAGAUUGUGACCAACCCAGAUGGCUACUACUACACCCAUAAUACUAACUGUAUGUGGCGUAAGAGCAGGAAGCCCAACCCUGGCUCUUCCUGUGAUGGAACUGACCUCAACAGGAACUGGGAUGCUGGUUUUGGAACCGCCGGCUCUAGCAGUAACCCAUGCGAUCAGACUUACUGCGGGCCCAAGGCUCACACGGAGUCUGAGGUCAAGUCCAUCGUGGACUUUGUCAAGUCUCAUGGCAACCUGAAGGCCUUCAUCGACAUCCACAGCUACUCCCAGAGGAUAAUGUACCCCUAUGGCUACACUGCAACCCCCUGCAAGGACCAGAGAGAACUGCACGACCUGGCUAGGAAGGCCAUCACUGACCUGGCUACCCUGUCUGGAACCUCCUACAGACACGGCAGCGUUAUGACCACCAUAUACCGAGCCAGUGGCAUCACUAUUGACUGGUCCUACAACCAAGGCAUCAAAUACUCCUACACCUUCGAGCUGAGAGACACUGGUCUCUAUAGUUUCAUCCUGCCAGCCAAUCAGAUCCUUCCUACAGCCAAGGAGGCUUGGCUGGCUCUGAUGGCCAUCAUGGAGCACACCAAGGACAACACCAACUAGAGGGGUCACCAUGACAUCUACA